CAAAUCAGUUGACUAGAGUCUUCCUGCCCUAAACUCUAUCAUCAUCUUCUUUAGUUAAAUGUUAUAACUUAGCUUGCAGCAACUCGGCGCAAAGAACACAACAAUAAAUUGCAGGGGUAGGCGACGCAAAUCCUUAGAAUUCCAUGGCGCGGAUGCAGCUCUUUCUUCUACACUUUCUGGAAAUAGUAGUAGCAGAGACAUUCUUUCUACUUGGCCGAUCUUCCCCUGGAAAUACAAUGAUGGGCUCACUUAUUAAGAACCAGACAUUGAUCUCGGCGGGGAGUGUGUUCCAACUCGGCUUCUUCAGUCCAGUUAACGAUUCUGCUACUGCAUACAUAAGAAUUUGGUACUACAAUCACCCACCAACAGAAAACAAAAUAGUAGUAUGGGUCGCCAAUAGGAACAGAUCUGUCAACACAUCCAUGGCAUCGUUGAACCUCACUUCCGACGGAAAUCUCAUCUUAUUUGAGGAAGGAACAAAGGUUUGGUCGACGGGAACAUCCGCAGAACUCAAUUCCGCACGCUUGCAGCUUUUAGACUCAGGAAACCUCGCGCUGACUGCCGGCAACUCUAACAGAAUUCUAUGGCAGAGCUUCGACCAUGAGGGUGACACUUUUCUCCCUGGCAUGAAGCUGGGAUUCGACUUCCGGACCAACACUCCGUGGCAGAUCGUGUCAUGGAUGAGUGCCACGGACCCUUCUCCGGGCAAGUACAUCCUCAGGAUGGAGACGUUUAAUGUUCCGGAUUUUUUCAUGGUGAAUGUGAAUGAGAAUGAAUCCGUCAAACUCUUCCGCACUGGGCCAUGGAACGGGCAAUGGUUCGUCGGCCUUCCAAUGCUGGGGAACAGCAUCGCGAUGUACGUAAACUUCGCUUACGUGUCCAACCAGAAUGAGACCUACUUCAUCGCUGAAUAUCAGACUCGAUCUCCAGGGCUAUUGCGGCUGGAAGUGGACGCCAACGGAAAUACCCAGCUUUUGAUUUUUGGUGGGGGAGAGUGGAAUAAUUCUUUGUUAUGGCUUCUGGACGACGACUGCGAUAACUACAAUCGUUGUGGCCGCAACAGUGUUUGCACCAUGGGCUACGUCUCAAUCUCCUGUCGUUGCUUGGAAGGGUUUGAGAACAAAAGCGUCGACGAGUGCGCGAGGAAGGAACCCUUAAGUUGCUCGUCGAACCAGUUUUCGAAGGAGCCGAACAUGAAACUGCCCGACACUGAGAAUGCAACCUCACGAGGCAACAUUAGUCUGGAUAAGUGCAAGAAAUUGUGCUUGGACGAUUGCUUCUGCGUCGCGUAUGCGGUGAUCAAUGGGCCUUUUGGGUGCAUAACUUGGCACGGUGAGCUGUUGGAUCUCAGAAAUUUUACCGACGGAGGAGACGAUUUGUACAUUCGGCUUCCAGGAUCAUCAACGUCAAAAAAUUGGAAGAAGCUCGUGUGGGUCAUAAUCAUUUCGAUGUUGCUGGGAAUUUUUUUGCUGUGCGGUGUAGGUGUACUCCUUAGGAGGAGAAGAAACAGAGCAUUGCGAUUUCCAAAUGUGGAGAAAGGUUCGAUUAGCGCAUUGGAUGUACUUUCUUCAUAUGAUUUGCAUACUAUAAAAGUUGCAACAAAUGAUUUUUCUGAAGAAAACAAACUCGGGGAAGGGGGAUUUGGUGUUGUUUAUAAGGGUGAAUUGGAUGAUGGACAGAAGAUUGCUGUCAAAAAAUUAUCAAGAUACUCCUCACAAGGUCCAAAUGAGUUUCAGAAUGAACUUUCCGUGAUAGCUAAGUUACAACAUAGAAACCUUGUUCGUCUUUUAGGCUCCUGUAUUGAAGGAGAUGAGCGACUUAUGAUACUCGAAUACAUGGAAAAUAAGAGCCUUGAUACUUUUAUUUAUGAUAAAGCUAAAAGUUCAUUACUAAAUUGGCAAAGACGUGUCGAUAUUAUAAUUGGGAUUGCUAGAGGACUUCUAUACUUGCAUCAAGACUCUAGAUUGAGAGUCAUUCACCGUGAUCUUAAGCCGAGUAAUAUUCUCCUUGACAAGGAUAUGAAUCCAAAGAUUUCAGAUUUUGGCAUUGCAAGGAUAUUUGAAGGAGACAAUGCUCUUGAGGAUGCAACAACGAGACCGAUCGGAACAUUUGGUUACAUGGCGCCUGAGUACUUAUCACAUGGAGUUUUUUCAUUCAAGUCAGAUGUAUUUAGUUUUGGUAUGAUAGUACUAGAAAUUAUAAGUGGAAAGAAGAAUAAAGUGUUUAGUCAAACUAGUCAAAGUGCUACCAACUUAAAUCUUGUAGGAUAUGUGAAUAAACUUUGGAAGGAAGGAAGAUCUUUAGAAAUUCUUGAUGAUGCAUUAAAUCAAUCAUAUCCAGCAGAAGAAGUUUUACGUUGUAUCCAAAUGAGUCUUCUAUGUGUACAAGAUAAUAGUAACUACAGGCCAACAAUGACAGAAGUGAUGGCGAUGUUAAUAAGCGAGGAGCAACUCUUUACUCCAGUUAUGCAACCUGCUAUAACGUCAACUAGCAGCGAAGGUGGUUUCACUGCCAAUGAAAUGAGCUUCACACUUGUAGGUCAAUGAAAUACGGAUUUAGUUUUUAUCUUUUCAAUAUUUGGCAUCAUCAGAGUCCUGGAUCACUUUGUUAAGUUUACUAUAAAGCAAUACUGCAAUGACUAUUUUUGCAAA
This is a messenger RNA of Zingiber officinale, 2651 nucleotides long. Its product is annotated as receptor-like serine/threonine-protein kinase SD1-7. NCBI's taxonomy places the organism in Eukaryota, Viridiplantae, Streptophyta, Magnoliopsida, Zingiberales, Zingiberaceae. The record is from RefSeq and is a predicted model, not a curated record. Gene Ontology annotation, biological process: protein phosphorylation; recognition of pollen. The transcript has 8 exons. Gene Ontology annotation, molecular function: protein serine/threonine kinase activity; ATP binding. Bases 144 to 2546 code for a protein of 800 amino acids.